UCUCACGCGCAGUCUAUGCAAAUAAUGAUACUUUGAGUUUCAUUUUCAGCGACGAUACGGAGGGUAGCUCUCAUGUGAAGGUGAUUUUCCACCGAGACAAAACAACAACAGCUACUAAUAAACAGAAAUGGCCUCUGCAAACAUUUCAGAGGAGUUUCUGUGCUCCAUCUGUUUGGAUGUUUUCACGGAGCCUGUUUCCACUCCCUGUGGACACAACUACUGCCGGGCCUGCAUCAGCCGCUACUGGAGCUCCAGGGACAUCAUCCAGUGUCCGCUGUGCCAAGAAACCUUCCGGACAGCCCCCAAACUGAGAGUCAACACCGCGUUCAGAGACAUGUUGGAGAUUUCCAAGAAGAACAAACAAGCAGCAGGUGAGGAUGGAGGAUCCCCGGCCGGGCCUGGAGACGUGCCCUGUGACCUCUGCGAGGGGAAUAGGAAACGUAAGGCUGUGAAAUCCUGCCUGGUUUGUUCGGCCUCUUACUGCGUCGCUCACCUGAAGCCCCAUCGCACCGUGCAGAAGUUAAAGUGGCACCAGCUGAUCAACCCCGUGGAUUCCCUCGAGGAAAGGGUCUGCAGGAAGCACAACAAAGUGAUGGAGUCUUUCUGCAAGAGAGACCAGUGCUGCCUUUGUCCCGUGUGCCUGAAGGAAGACCAUGUGGGGCAUGACGUCGUCUCUUUGGAGGAAGAGUUUAAGGCGAGGAAAACUUUUCUGCAGCGUUCAAAAACACCUAUUGACAACGCUAUAUCAGAUAAAUGCAACACGGUUAUAAGAGUGGAAAACUUGAUGAUGGAAAGUAGGCAGAAGGUGGAGGAAACUAAGGUGGAAACGAACCAAGCCUUCGAUGGUUUGGUUGCCGCAGUCCUCAGUAAAAGAGCUAAGCUGAUGGAUGUUUUGGAGGAGAAGCAGGAAGCCGCAGAGCAAAGGGAUAAAGCACUAAAGAGACAGCUCGGGCUGGAGCUCGCAGAACUCCGUGAGAUGAGUCUGAAGAUGGAAGAAUUUUUAAAGACAGAGGACGAAUUUCAACUCCUGCAGAACCUACCAUCCAUCCCCUCUGCAACAAACACAAGGCAUCGCUAUACAGAACGCAAAAUUCUCCUGCAAGUAGAGGAAGUCUUGAGAGCGGUGGCUAAAAUCGAGGAGAAGCUCAACGAACACUUAGACAAGAUUAUCAGAGAGCUCAUUGAGGUGGAUACGGAAGAGGAGGCCUUAGAACAGCAAACCGUGUUUGACGAUGAACCUUGGAGGCGCAGUUCACCUUUCCCUUGAAGUACGGAAGGGUCUCCAAGAGCAAGUGUAAAGUACUGAAUGGAUAGUUUUGUAUUUCAGGUUAAAACAGAAAAAACAACUUUAUAUUAAGGAAUACAUGAACAUAUGGCAAAAUAUCAUCAUUAUUUCUAUGUGAAAAUAAUACUGUAAAUAUUGUUACUUUCUAUAGCUUCCUAUUUCUACGAAAUUUCGCUCACCUUUAUUGUGACUCUAUUGAAAUGUUUACAUUUUAAAAUGUGCUGUUUAUUUUGGGAUUUUAUUAAGACUGUACUUUAUUCAAUGUUUAAUGCCUAAACACACUGCUGCUCAUGUAACACAGAUAACUCAUUGUACACUUUGAUUUACUCUAUUGUUUUCCUUUCUGAUGCUGUGUUGGUGAUUUCUGAGCAAUCUCUGAAGGAAUCAUUUAUUUUGGGGUUUAUUAAGUUAUAUAUUAUCUUAAAGAAUAAUCAAUGUUACUCGGCUAACUUUUAUUUGGCUUCUUUAGUCAUACUCGUGUUUGGGUAUCGUUUGCCAUUUUCUUCGCAUGUUAAGAUUCACUUUUAAUUUUUAUAUCAAAAUAAAAUAUAGUUGUAAUAUAUUUGUUUUCUGAAAUGGAUGCAGUUUUUGUCUUUGGUCACUUGAGGGCAGUGCACACACAGUAAUGGUAUUCUGCUAAACCCUAAUAAUAAACAAAUACACAAGUUAAUGUGCACUAAACAGGAGAUACAUAUUAUUAUUCAAAAGACAGUCAUUUUAAUGUCUUCAUACAAGGUGGGUUAUAUUUAGUUUCCACUCAAUUUGCUGGAGGUAAGAAUGACAUUA
This is a messenger RNA of Notothenia coriiceps (black rockcod), 2071 nucleotides long. RefSeq names its product tripartite motif-containing protein 47-like. Gene Ontology annotation, molecular function: zinc ion binding. NCBI's taxonomy places the organism in Eukaryota, Metazoa, Chordata, Actinopteri, Perciformes, Nototheniidae. The record is from RefSeq and is a predicted model, not a curated record. The transcript has 3 exons. The coding region runs from base 128 to 1267 and encodes 379 amino acids.